This is a messenger RNA of Monoraphidium neglectum, 1107 nucleotides long. RefSeq lists its product as hypothetical. The coding region runs from base 1 to 1107 and encodes 368 amino acids. The record is from RefSeq and is a predicted model, not a curated record. Gene Ontology annotation, molecular function: monoatomic ion channel activity. Gene Ontology annotation, cellular component: membrane. The transcript has 9 exons. Gene Ontology annotation, biological process: transmembrane transport; monoatomic ion transport. NCBI's taxonomy places the organism in Eukaryota, Viridiplantae, Chlorophyta, Chlorophyceae, Sphaeropleales, Selenastraceae.
AUGUGGCCGCAGAUGCGGUACCGCUGGGAGGCCAGCGGCUGGGAGGCCGCCCUGGCGUACACGGACGCGGUGCUGUCCCUGACCAGCGUUGCGAUGUACAUCGCAACCACGUACAGCGUCCCUGGCGACGUUGGUUGGGCCCUGUCCACGGUCGACCUCGUUUUCUCCUGCUACUUUGCGCUCUACUUCCUGCUGCGCUUCUACAUGGCCGAGACCCGGGUCCGCUUCCUCUUCAGCUGGAUGACGCUGGUAGAUAUUGUCACAAUCUUGCCUGCCAUGAUCGCCUACCAUUCAAGCAGCCUGGUGGCGCUGUCGUUCCUGCGCAUCCUGCGUGUGCUGAGGGCGACAAAGCGCCUGGAGAGCGCGGUGUCGCGGGCGUCUUUCAACCUCGGGCUCACGAUGCUCUCGAUGAUGGUCGUGGCGGCAGCUCUGUUUUUGGAGGGUGAGCGAAUGGGCCCAAACAGGCACAUCACCGAGGUCAAGGCUCUAAACUUCCAUGAGGCGCUCUAUUGGGCCACCAUCACACUCACCACCGUGGGUUACGGCGACAUCAGUCCGACAUGGUGGGCUACGCAGACCAUGGUGUUAAUUGUACUGCUCAUCUCCUUCACUGCGUUGCCCUACAUGACUGGGCGGCUCGUCGACGCCAUCAACGCAGCCACAAAGUACCAGCGCGGCAGCUACUCGCGCGGCAGCGGCAGCAACGUCCCCGGGCACCUCGUGUUUUUGGGGCACCUGGAUGCCGACACCAUUGUGCGGCUCAUGGACGAGGUAUACCACAAAGAUAAAGGCUUCAACGACCGCCGCGCAAUAUUCCUGUCGCCGCACCCUCCCAGCUUUUCAACACGACGGGUGCUGAUGACGCACCAGCACGCGGCCAAGAUGAUGUACCUCCAGGGGACGCCCUUCCGGCCCCUGGACCUGGAGCGCACACAGGUGGAGUAUGCCGAAGCGGUGUUCAUAGUCUGCGACAAGUACGCGCGGGACGCCGCCUACGAGGACAGGCGCCACACGCUGGCCCUGCUGGCGGUCGGGCAGUACCUCGCGGUGGGCCUGGGGAGGGGGGCAGGGGGUGGCAAGACGGCAAGCUGGGCUAUCAAGUUGUGA